AUGGCCAAUCUUUCUGCGGUGUCUCUGUUCAUCCUGCAGGGCUUCUCCACUGCCUCCGAGUUACGGCUGCUGAGCCUGACUGCCUUUCUCCUCAUUUACCUGGCGGCAGUUCUGGGGAACAUGUCUAUCAUGGUUGCUGUGAUACUGGAUGCCCACCUGCACACACCCAUGUACUUCUUCCUCAAACAUCUCUCCCUAGUGGAUCUGUGCUCCAUAACCACCACUCUGCCCCAAGCCCUGGUGGCCACCAUGGCAGAUUCCAAAGAGAUUUCCUUCACAGCCUGUGCAUCCCAACUCUUUGCUUUUGUCUGCCUUGGCUCCACAGAAUGUUUCCUAAUCACCUCCAUGGCUUUAGACCGCUGCCUGGCCAUCUACAGGCCCCUGACAUACGGGGCAGUCAUGACUUCUCAGACCUGUGUCUCCCUGGUAGUGCUGGCCUGGGCCAGUGGGCUCCUUUUCUCCACAUUCCACACGGUCAACACCUUCUCCUUGCCCUUCUGUGGCCCCAACAUUAUCAACCACUUCUUCUGCGACAUCCCCCCACUCAUGCGCCUAGCCUGUGCCGACACGCGAGCCCACGAGGCUGCAGGAUUUGUGGUCAGUGGCUGUGUCAUCAUGACCUGUUCUGUCCUCACCUGCCUGUCUUACAUUCGAAUCGUGUGCACAAUGGUUCAGAUCCGUUCUGUGGCAGGCCAACGGAAGGCCUUCUCCACAUGCUCUUCCCAUCUGGCUACCGUGCUCCUGUUUUACGGCACAGGAAGUUCCGCCUACAUGCAGCCCACCACCCACUAUUCCGCGCUGCAAGGGCACGUGGCUGCUGUAUUCUACUCUAUCCUCACACCCACCCUGAAUCCACUGAUCUACAGCUUGAGGAACAAGGACAUGAAGGCUGCCCUGUGGAAACUCUAUCCACAGGUGCCAUCUUGGAGCCUGGCCCUUAGACACAGGAGGGUCCAGAAACGGACUGGCACUGGAUUUCCCCUGUGA
This is a messenger RNA of Nannospalax galili (Upper Galilee mountains blind mole rat), 987 nucleotides long. Its product is annotated as olfactory receptor 5B21-like. The transcript has a single exon. Gene Ontology annotation, molecular function: olfactory receptor activity; G protein-coupled receptor activity. Gene Ontology annotation, biological process: G protein-coupled receptor signaling pathway. The coding region runs from base 1 to 987 and encodes 328 amino acids. The record is from RefSeq and is a predicted model, not a curated record. Gene Ontology annotation, cellular component: membrane. Lineage: Eukaryota; Metazoa; Chordata; Mammalia; Rodentia; Spalacidae.